Molecule: messenger RNA, 1896 nt
Organism: Hippopotamus amphibius kiboko
Lineage: Eukaryota; Metazoa; Chordata; Mammalia; Artiodactyla; Hippopotamidae
Gene: IGFBP5
Product: insulin like growth factor binding protein 5
Exons: 4
Coding region: 809-1675 (288 amino acids)
Biological process (GO): regulation of insulin-like growth factor receptor signaling pathway
Cellular component (GO): extracellular region
Molecular function (GO): insulin-like growth factor II binding; fibronectin binding; insulin-like growth factor I binding
Source: RefSeq, a predicted model, not a curated record
GGAGCCCGUAGUCUCUUUGGAAACUUCUGCCAGGGAAAAAGAGCUAGGAAAGAGCUGCAAAGCGGUGUGGGUUUUUUCCUUUUUUUUUUUCUUUUUUUUUUUUUUCUUCCCUCCUUUUCAUUACCCCCUCCUCCGUUUGCACCCUUCUUCUGGCUUCACGCAGAAUCUGCGAAUUUCGAAGAGGUGCUGGCAGAGUGGGAGAAAAAAGGUGUUAGGGGUUUGGAUUUGGCCUUUUUUUUUUUUUCCUUGAUUUCCACAUUUUCCCCCACCCUCGCGGCUGCAGCCGCCGCCUCUUACCUGUUCCGCGGCAGCCGCGCGCCGCUGGCAGCUGAGGCUUAGAAAGGAGCAGGGUUUACUUUGAGAUUUUAAACAAAAAUUUUGAAGACGAAUCCAUUUUUCUCCCCCCCACCCCUAUCCCCUCUCCUCCACAGCCUCGGAGUUCAUUAUUCCGGUGGUUGUUUUGGGGUGAACAAUUUUUGAAUCCCCCCCACCCCACCCCAGCAGUUCUGACCAGGGCAGGCUGAGGUGUUUGUUUCUCCGGCCUCCGAUCGCUCUGCGUGCACCUGGCGCUGCUCUCUUCCCCCCUACCUGUUGCAAGUCUGUAAUCUUUGCAAUUGAGACUUGCUUGAAGGCACCCCAGCCCUCUAUCGCUCCCUACAUUUUGCAGUUGUCUGGGGGAGGGCACCUGCUCUACCUGCCAGAAAUUUAAAAAAGAAAAAAACAAUUCUCCGCGCGCCCUCUUGGCCCCUUUCUCCUUGCACUCUCGCGCUCCUGCCCCGCCCCAGGUAAAGGGGGAGACUCGGAGAAGAUGGUGCUCACCGCGGUCCUCCUGCUUCUGGCCGCCUGUGCGGGACCGGCCCACGGCCUGGGCUCCUUCGUGCACUGCGAGCCCUGCGACGAGAAAGCCCUCUCCAUGUGCCCCCCCAGCCCCCUGGGCUGCGAGCUGGUCAAGGAGCCGGGCUGCGGCUGCUGCAUGACCUGCGCCCUGGCCGAGGGGCAGUCGUGCGGCGUCUACACUGAGCGCUGCGCCCAGGGGCUGCGCUGCCUCCCCCGGCAGGACGAGGAGAAGCCGCUGCACGCCCUGCUGCACGGCCGCGGGCUUUGCCUCAACGAGAAGAGCUACCGCGAGCAAGCCAAGAUCGAGAGAGACUCCCGCGAGCACGAGGAGCCGACCACCUCCGAGAUGGCGGAGGAGACUUACUCGCCCAAGAUCUUCCGGCCCAAGCACACCCGCAUCUCCGAGCUGAAAGCCGAGGCCGUGAAGAAGGACCGCAGAAAGAAGCUGACCCAGUCCAAGUUCGUGGGGGGAGCUGAGAACACCGCCCACCCCCGGGUCAUCUCUGCACCCGAGAUAAGACAGGAAUCCGAGCAGGUUGUUCCUUUGGGUCUUGCCACGCCUCUCACCCCUCCGGUCCGCACACAGGGUCCCUGCCGCAGACACAUGGAGGCUUCCCUGCAGGAGCUCAAAGCCAGCCCGCGCAUGGUGCCUCGCGCCGUGUACCUGCCCAACUGUGACCGCAAAGGCUUCUACAAGAGAAAGCAGUGCAAGCCUUCCCGUGGCCGCAAACGUGGCAUCUGCUGGUGUGUGGACAAGUACGGGAUGAAGCUGCCAGGCAUGGAGUAUGUGGACGGGGACUUUCAGUGCCACGCCUUCGACAGCAGCAAUGUUGAGUGACGCCUCCCCUCCCCAUCUUUCCCUCACCCCAUCCCACCCCCAGCCCCGACUCCAGCCAGCGCCUCCCUCCACCCCAGGAUGCCACUCAUUUCAUCUCAUUUAAGGGAAAAAAAAUACAUAUAUCUAUCUAUUUGAGGAAACUGAGGACCUCGGAAUCUCUGGCAAGGUCUCAACUUUGAAAACGGCAGCAACGGAGAUGCACAAAGCUAAGGAGAUCCACA